Messenger RNA from Coregonus sp. 'balchen', 34679 nucleotides. Lineage: Eukaryota; Metazoa; Chordata; Actinopteri; Salmoniformes; Salmonidae. The record is from the annotation of a GenBank genome assembly.
AUGAAGCUAAAAGCUGCAGCUGAGGUAAGCACUGUGGCAGCAGAGGGCGUUGGUAACACAUACUAGCUAUUUGAUGUCAUCUGUACUGUAUACUUGCAAUGAGAAUGCUAAAGCUAAUGCUAAUCACUGCCACCAUUUCUAUAGAUUGGAAUCAAUGCCAACCAUGUCAGACUGCCAAAGACUGCCACAGAGGAUGAGGUAAGGACUACAGCUACUAGAUCCAUGUUAUGUUUUGAAAUGCAUGCCCCUAUACGGCCAUAGAAGUGUGUGUAUUUGAACCCACUGGGCACACACUGGUUGAAUUAACAUUGUUUCCACAUCAUUUCAAUUAAAUUACAUUGAACCAACGUGGAAUAGACGUUGAAUUGACAUCUGUGCCCAGUGGGAAGAGACUGAACAAGGAGCAUCUAAAAUAUAACAUAGAUAUGGAUACAACUUUAGGCACAUUUGCCUCAGAGGGCCAUUGAAUCCUCUAGCUAAGCAAAAAAAUACAGGCCUUGUAAAGCAUUUGAAAUAUACAAAAUUAAGCAAGUUUGAUAUUGUGAUUAAUCCAUAGAUAUGAACUUUUAAACAAGUUUGAUAUUAUUUGAAUAAUAGGGCUAUGUUGUUAUUCUGUACUAGCACUUCCUCACCAAUCCCUGACCACCACUCUAAAACCUUGGCCUACACAGGUCCUCCGUAGUAUUGCAGCGGUCAAUGAGAACCCAGAGGUCCAUGGCCUCAUUGUCCAGCUGCCCCUGGACUCUAUCAACUCUAUCAACACAGAGAAGGUGACUAAUGCUGUGGCCCCAGAAAAGGAUGUGGAUGGGUGAGUGACAACUCUCACAGGAAGCCUGCAUAUGCUACCAGGGUUUGGAACCUAAAUAAUUCUCCAAUCGUUUCGUUCUGAACAUAACCAUUCUUUUUUUCAUUCCGUUCCCCUGUUUCGACCAGCAAAAUAAAGUUCUGAACCGGUUCGAACCCCCCACAACGUACCGGUUUAUAUCGUUAAAAUGAAAUACGUUAUUAACCGGUUCCCAUGCUUUUAAAAUAACGGUUCUGUUCUGGAACAGUAUAGAUCACUUUCGUACCGGGUUCUGAUCCUGUUCCUUGAUGUCGUUCUUUUCCCGUUUUCUGUUCUGUUCCCUGAACCGGUUCCAACCCCUGUAUGCUGCUAUUGAUAUUAACAUCGAAACAUACUAUCACUAUUACUAUUGUUUGUACUGUGAGUACUAGGCCUACUGUUACUACUGUUACUAUUAGCGUACACAGUCACACCCUCUCACAAUAAGCUCACAGUGGCAGUGAGGAAAUUGUCUUGGUUUUUAAGUCACCAGGGUUUUUAAGUAAUCAAUCGUUUACUUUUUUACACUUAAAAAAUACGUAUAUAUUAAUACAGCGUAUAGUUCUUUAUAUUUGAGGGACAAACCUAAUUUUAGCACAAGAGAGUCAUUAUACUGCACUUGCAAUCCAGCAGCGUAUUAGCCCAAUGGACUCUGUUGACCUUUCUUGAGAGUGACAUGCCCUGCUGAAAUCAGUCUCUAUUUAGUUUCAUUGUUCCUCAGUCUCUGAGCAAAAGAUACGUCUGUCAGCCGUAAAUAUAUAAAAUAUAUGUUUAUUGGUCAUAAUAAGAGUUUCCCCACCCACCCAACACACACACACCACCCACACAUACACACACCCACCCACACAUACGCAGACACGCACACACACACACACACACACACACACACACACACACACACACACACACACACACACACCCACACAUACGCAGACACGCACACUCACACACGCACACACACACACACACGCACACACACACACACACACACACACACACACACACACACACACACACACACACACACACACACACACACACACACACGCACACACCCCACCACCACUAUGACCCCCCCCCCCCCCCCCCCCCCCCCCAAAACUCCCACACACUUUCACACACCACACCAUCUCCCUGAGGCUCGGGUCUCUUCCAGUUCCAUCUGACUCCCUUCGGUCUGGUUUCAGCCAACAUUUCGCAAAUGUCCAGAACUGUUUGUGCUGUCUUGCCAACUUCUAUGGUCAUGGCAUUUUGGGCACCCUUGGGCUCUGGUCAAAAGAAGUGCACUAUAAAGGGAAUUUGGUGCCAUUUGGGACACUGACCUCCUAUGGGCAAAUAAUGCAGUAUCUUUGUUGUAGUGUGUACACAGCCGUUUGAUUCAAGCACUGGUGUGUAACUAGAGCAAAUAUUUGGAGGGUAUGUGAUCGAGCUAGCGCAUCAGUAAGAUUUGUUGGAGGUGACACAAUGGACCCUUUGAAGGGGUUUGGGUAGUGUUUAGGCAGACUUGUACAAGUCAUUUCUCAGCUUGUGGGAGAGCUUGGAAAUGGAGCUGGUCCAAUUUAGACUGUGAAGGAGAGUGAUGAGUAAAAUUGAUUCCUUGUCCACAUCUUAGGGUGGUAGUGAUUUGUUCUGCAGGUCGUAUAAACUAUGACACAAAUCAGAGGAGGCCCCAAUAUCAAUCCAAUGUCCCCAAAAUACCUUCCGCCGAUUGGGAGUUUAGAACAUUUCCAGAAGCUCUCAGUUUAUGGGAGUGUGUGUGGCACAGUCUGCAUUUGUUUGUUUGGUUGUGUGUGUGUGUGUGUGUUUUAUAGAGAGAUAGAGAGAGAGAGAGUGGGGGGGGGGGAGCAAGAGAGAGAGCGAUGCUACCUAUUCCUUAGCAUCCAUUGCGUGUGAAAUGUGAUGGUAUAGAUUUGUAUGGUUUGUGUGUUCUCAGGCUGACCAGUAUCAACGCGGGGAAGCUCUCUCGGGGUGACCUGGGGGACUGUUUCAUCCCCUGUACUCCUAACGGCUGCAUGAAGCUCAUUAGUCAGACAGGUGAGGGUCACACACCUCUUACUGUUGCCAUGGAGAUUAUUGUAUAGUAGCCGAUGAAUACACAAACACUUCCCUUGAAACACACAAAAGCACGAAACUGGAUACAUAAAGGCAGUAUAGAUUUUUCCUUGUUUAGGAUGCUUGUCAGGGUCAUAAUUGGGUUUGUGCUUUACUGACACAUUUCUCAUACUGUAUGACCUGACCUGACAAUAUUUUCAUGAUAUAACAUUCUAAAAUAAAAAUGUACGUUAUAAUUACUAGAUUUGUGUGUAUUGGGUAUAUGUUGUGAAAUUGUUAGAUAUUACUUGUUAGAUAUUACUGCACUGUCAGAGCUAGAAGCACAAGCAUUUUGCUACACCCGCAAUAACAUUUGCUAAACACGUGUAUGUGACAAAUAACAUUUGAUUUGAUUUGAUUUAAUGAAAAACAAUUAAUCACAUCAAAAUUGCCAAGUGUGUGCGUGAGAAUGAAAUGGAGCAAUGUGUAAUGGUCACCAAUUUUAUCUGUACGUAUAGGCACGUCAGUGGCAGGGAAGAACGCUGUGGUGAUUGGCCGUAGCAAGAUUGUGGGAGCGCCCAUGCACGACCUGCUUCUAUGGAGCCAUGCCACCGUGACUACCUGUCAUUCCAAAACAACUGACCUGGCUGCCCAAGUAACACCCUCUAACCUGACCCCAAAUCUGUGUGUGCUGUCUUGCCAACUGCAUGGCUGUCAUUUGGUGUGACAGUGAUAUAAAUAAAGAGACAGCAGAACAGCACAAACAUAUCUGGACUCAGGCUAGCAUCCCAACCCCCAUCCUAUAAUCACUUGGUUGAAAGGUCAUGUCCUUCCUCUCGCUAAUUUUUUUCUGCAUCUGUUGAAGCAUGAAAUGGUCCCCUCUUGUAAUCGUCACCUCCUCUUGAAUCAUUGACCACCAUUUAGUGCAUUUAUUUUUUAAUAGAUCCACAAUUGUCAUUAAAAAAGUUGGUUUCAUCAACUAACUCCACAAAUGUGCUCAGUGAUGAUACAUUCGGCUAAAAACCUUUAUUUAGAUGCAAUAUGUGUGUUAAAAAAUAUACUGUAUAUACUGAACAAAAAUAUAAACGCAACAUGCAACAAUUUCAAAGAUUUUACUGAGUUAUAGUUCAUACAAAGAAAUCAGUCAAUUGAAAUAAAUAAAUUAGGCCCUAAUUUAUGGAUUUCACAUGACUGGGCAAUAGGUGCAGCCAUUGGUGGGCCCAGUGGGUGGGCCUGGCUCCCACCCACUUGGGAGCCAGGCCCACCCACUGGGGAGCCAGGCCCACCCACUUGGGAGCCAGGCCCACCCACUGGGGAGCAAGGCCAAGCCAAUCAGAAUUAGUUUUUCCACUCAAAAGUGCUUCAUUACAGACAUAAAUACUCCUCAGCACCAGAUAAAUAACUUUUUGUGCAUAUGGAACAUUUGGGGAAUAUUUUAUUUCAGCUUAUGAAACAUGGGACCAACACUUUACAUGUUGGGUUUAUAUUUUUGUUCAGUAUGUGUGUGUAUAUAUAUAUAUAUAUAUAUAUAUAUAUAUAUAUAUAUAUAUAUAUAUAUAUAUAUAUAUAUAUAUAUAUAUAUAUAUACACAGUGGGGAAAAUAUUAUUUAGUCAGCCACCAAUUGUGCAUGUUCUCCCACUUAAAAAGAUGAGAGAGGCCUGUAAUUUUCAUCAUAGGUACACGUCAAUUAUUACAGACAAAUUGGAGAGAAAAAAAUCCAGAAAAUCACAUUGUAGGAUUUUUAAUGAAUUUAUUUGCAAAUUGUAGUGGAAAAUAAGUAUUUGGUCACCUACAAACAAGCAAGAUUUCUGGCUCUCACAGACCUGUAACUUCUUCUUUAAGAGGCUCCUCUGUCCUCCACUCGUUACCUGUAUUAAUGGCACCUGUUUGAACUUGUUAUCCGUAUAAAAGACACCUGUCCACAACCUCAAACAGUCACACUCCAAACUCCACUAUGGCCAAGACCAAAGAGCUGUCAAAGGACACCAGAAACAAAAUUGUAGACCUGCACCAGGCUGGGAAGACUGAAUCUGCAAUAGGUAAGCAGCUUGGUUUGAAGAAAUCAACUGUGGGAGCAAUUAUUAGGAAAUGGAAGGCAUACAAGACCACUGAUAAUCUCCCUCGAUCUGGGGCUCCACGCAAGAUCUCACCCCGUGGGGUCAAAAUGAUCAGUCCCAGAACCACACGGGGGGACCUAGUGAAUGACCUGCAGAGAGCUGGGACCAAAGUAACAAAGCCUACCAUCAGUAACACACUACGCCGCCAGGGACUCAAAUCCUGCAGUGCCAGACGUGUCCCCCUGCUUAAGCCAGUACAUGUCCAGGCCCGUCUGAAGUUUGCUAGAGUGCAUUUGGAUGAUCCAGAAGAGGAUUGGGAGAAUGUCAUAUGGUCAGAUGAAACCAAAAUAUAACUUUUUGGUAAAAACUCAACUCGUUGUGUUUGGAGGACAAAGAAUGCUGAGUUGCAUCCAAAGAACACCAUACCUACUGUGAAGCCAGGGGGUGGAAACAUCACGCUUUGGGGCUGUUUUUCUGCAAAGGGACCAGGACGACUGAUCCGUGUAAAGGAAAGAAUGAAUGGGGCCAUGUAUCGUGAGAUUUGGAGUGAAAACCUCCUUCCAUCAGGAAGGGAAUUGAAGAUGAAACAUGGCUGGGUCUUUCAGCAUGACAAUGAUCCCAAACACACCGCCCGGGCAACGAAGGAGUGGCUUCGUAAGAAGCAUUUCAAGGUCCUGGAGUGGCCUAGCCAGUCUCCAGAUCUCAACCCCAUAGAAAAUUUUUGGAGGGAGUUGAAAGUCCGUGUUGCCCAGCGACAGCCCCAAAACAUCACUGCUCUAGAGGAGAUCUGCAUGGAGGAAUGGGCCAAAAUACCAGCAACAGUGUGUGAAAACCUUGUGAAGACUUACAGAAAACGUUUGACCUGUGUCAUUGGCAACAAAGGGUAUAUAACAAAGUAUUGAGAAACUUUUGUUAUUGACCAAAUACAUAUUUUCCACCAUAAUUUGCAAAUACAUUCAUUAAAAAUUCUACAAUGUGAUUUUCUGGAGUUUUUUUCUCAUUUUGUCUGUCAUAGUUGACGUGUACCUAUGAUGAAAAUUGCAGGCCUCUCUCUUCUUUUUAAGUGGGAGAACUUGCACAAUUGGUGGCUGACUAAAUACUUUUUUCCCCCACUGUAUAUAUAUACAUAUACAGUGCAUUUAUUCAGACCCCUUGACUUUUUCCACAUUUUGUUAUGUUACAGCCUUAUUCUAAAAUUGAUUAAAUUGUUUUUCUCCCUCAUCAAUCUACACACAAUAUCCCAUAAUGACAAAGCAAAAACGGGUUUAUAGAAAUUAUUGCAAAUGUAUAAAAUAAAAUAAAACUGAAAUUCCUUAUUUAAAUAAGUAUUCAGGCAUUUUCUAUGAAACUAGAAACUGAGCUCAAGCGCAUCCUGUUUCCAUUGAUCAUCCUUAAGAUGUUUCUACAACUUGAUUGGAGUCCACUUGUGGUAAAUUCAAUUGAUUGGACAUGAUUUGGAAAGGCACAGACCUGUCUAUAUAAGGUCCCACAGUUGACAGUGCAUGUUAGAGCAAAAACCAAGCCAUGAGCCAGCAUUUUUUUACAUUGUAGAAUAAUAGUGAAGACAUCAAAACUAUGAAAUAACACAUAUGGAAUAAUGUAGUAACCAAAAUUAAACAAAUCAAAACAUAUGUUAUAUUUGAGAAUCUUCAAAUAGCCUUGAUGACAGCUUUGCACACUCUUUGCAUUCUCUCAACCAGCUUCAUUUAACAGGUGUGCCUUCUUAAAAGUUAAUUUGUGGAAUUUAUUUCCUUCUUAAUGUGUUUGAGCCAAUCAGUUGUGUUGUGACAAGGUAGGGGGGUAUACAGAAGAUAGCCCUAUUUGGUAAAAGACCAGGUCCAUAUUAUGGCAAGAACAGCUAAAAUAAGCAAAGAGAAACGACAGUCCAUCAUUACUUUAAGACAUGAAGGUCAGUCAAUAUGGACAAUUUCAAGAACUUUAAAAGUUUCUUCAAGUGCAGUCGCAAAAACCAUCAAGCGCUAUGAUGAAACUGGCUCUCAUGAGAACCGCCACAGGAAUGGAAGACCCAGAGUUACCUCUGCUGCAGAGGAUAAGUUCAUUAGAGUUACUAGCCUCAGACAUUGCAGUUCAAGUCACAGACACAUCUCAACAUCAACUGUUCAGAGGGGACUGUGUGAAUCAGGCCUUCAUGGUCGAAUUGCUGUAAAGAAACUAAUACUAAAGGACACCAAUAAUGAGAAGAGACUUGCUUGGGCCAAGAAACACGAGCAAUGGACAUUAGACCGGUGGAAAUGUGUCCUUUGGUCUGGAGUCCAAAUUGGAGAUUUUUGUUUCCAACCGCCGUGUCUUUGUGAGACACGGUGUGGGAGAACGGAUUAUAUCUGCAUGUGUAGUUCCCACCGUAAAGCAUGGAGGAGGAGGAGUUAUGGUGUGGGGGUGCUUUGCUGGUGACACUGUCUGUGAUUUAUUUAGAAUUCAAGGCACACUUAACCAGCAUGGCUACCACAGCAUUCUGCAGCGAUAUGCCAUCCCAUCUGGUUUGGGCUUAGUGGGACUGUUUUUCAACAGGACAAUGACCCAACAAACCUCCAGGCUGUGUAAGGGAUAUUUUACCAAGAAGGAGAGUGAUGGAGUGCUGCAUCAGAUGACCUGGCCUCCACAAUCCCCCGACUCAACCCAAUUGAGAUGGUUUGGGAUGAGUCGGACGGCAGAGUGAAGGAAAAGCAGCCAACAAUUGCUCAGCAUAUGUGGGGACUCCUUCAAGACUGUUGGAAAAGCAUUCCAGUUGAAGCUGGUUGAGAGAAUGCCAAGAGUGUGCAAAGCUGUCAUCAAGGCAAAGGGUGGCUAUUUGAAGAAUCUCAAAUAUAAAAUAUAUUUUGAUUUGUUUAACACUUUUUGGGUUACUACAUGUUUCCAUAUGUGUUAUGUCGUAGUUUUGAUGUCUUCUCUAUUAUUCUACAAUGUAGAAAAUAGUAAAAAUAAAGAAAAACCCUUGAUUGAGUAGGUGUGUCCAAACUUUUGACUGGUACUGUAUAUAUAAAUUAGCUAAAAUUAGGGGUUGGAACAGGUUCAGGAAACAAGAACCGAAAACCAGAAAAUAAUGACAUUUUUCAAGGAACAGAAUCAGAACUGGGAACGAAAGUGAUCUAUACUCUUUCGGAACAGAACCAUUAUUUUAACCCUUUGAGACCUACGAACACACUGGUGUGAUCAUUCUACAGUUGUCCCUGCAGUGUACGCUCAAACCGGUGUGAUUAGAACACGUAUUUAGAACGUCCAGUUACGAUUGAUGCAACAGUCAGCAUUUGAUCUGGCCACACUGUUUUUUCACAGAAACAUAUUGCACAAACACAGUCUUUACAAUGUUAUGUCCUCAAUGUGAGCAGUUUAUUUUUGGAUGCAAUGUUCAGACAUUCACUGAAGUAGAAACAGCAUAACACAAUUGUCAUCCAAACCGGAAAAUGUGGGCUACAUUAGUCAUAGCGCUAAUUGAGGAAAGAGUGACCUAACACAAGCGGUCAUAUUUAAUUAACUCUCGGCUGACAGAAAUCAUAUAAUAUGAAUUAGCAAAUAGCAAUUACUAUUUACAAUUCAUCACAUCACGGGUGACCUCACCAGCAGUGAACGAAAUAAUUCAGUAAAAUACUUUCUAAAAAUGGGAAGUAAUCCGGCGAUGGGUAGUUUGUUUGUGUCAACCAAAAAUAAGAGGUUACAAGAUGAGUUGGGUCUGUUUGCAGUAUGCAUGUGGAACGGGGUGUGUCAUCUACCAUCAUUCACUUCCAUUUUUCACUUCCGGAAGUUUACUCAAAAGACGAGUGAACCAUCCCUUCACCCCGUUUUGUUAUAACAUCUUUGGUCUAACAGAUGUUUACUCGACAACCAGAAUGCAUUGUAUGAUGUCAACAAACAUGGCGCCAAAUAUAGCUGGAAAUUAGCUUAGCAUUAGCUCAUCAUAAUCAGUACAACCUUCAAAAAAGUAUUUUACACACAUCAUAUGUGUCCAUUACAAUUUAGGCAAGAAUCGAAAUGCAUGAUAUGUCACCAGUACAAAACAGUAAAGAUAUUAUGCUCCAUACAUUUGUCACCAGUACAAAACAGUAAAGAUAUUAUGCUCCAUACAUACAUACGGUGUCGAGUAAAACGACAAAAGUGCUUAUGCAAAGCCCUCACUAUGUCACUCAGAAACGUAUUCCAGUGUCUGCCUGCCAGCUGAACAUUACAUUUACAUUUUUACAUUUUAGUCAUUUAGCAGACACUCUUAUCCAGAGCGACUUACAUGAGCAAUUAGGGUUAAGUGCCUUGCUUAAGGGCACAUCGACAGAUUUUUCACCUAGUCGGCUCGGGGAUUAGAACCAGCGACCUUUCGGUUACUGGCACAACGCUCUUACCCACUAAGCUACCUGCCGCCCGGUGUGUGAGCGUGUGCAGGCUUCAUGCUCCUCCCCCUCCGUAGCAUAGGCUACUGUAGCCUACUGAUGUUACAAACGUGAUUUAGAAAUUAGGGAGAAAGAUUUUUUAUUAGAGGGGAAUGGAUUAACUUUUUCAAUUCUAGUUAAGGAUACUAGUUAUCAUGUUUGCUAUUGGAUUUAUUAAUUACAAAAAGGUAAGACGCAUUUUUAUUUUUAUUCAGGUGCCGCUUUGCACACACAAGCUUGUUAGCUAGCUUUGGUCCAAUGUUAAGCCAAAUCUCGGAAGUUCAAAGACAGCAAAAAUUCCUCCAUAAAAGCCGCUCCUCCGUAGGUAUAAUUCUGUGGAACUAAUUCAGGUAACGCAUGUCAAACCAAGCCUCCUUUGCCACCCUCUCUCCCCACAAUUUCAGUUGCAUCUCUCGCCCUACACUUGUCUGUCCAAUGUAAACAACUAUAGCUUGUAAGCUGCAUUAUCCACACUGAUUGGUGAAGUAAUUUAAUAUCGAGCUAAAUGUAAAAAAAAUAUGAUUUCAGAGGUUUUAAACAGAACAGAAAGGAACUAUAUAAACCGUACUUUUUGGAUGUGAACCAGUUCAGAACUUUAUUUUGCUGGUCCGAACUGUGGAACGGAACGAAAAUAAUAAUGGUUCUGUUCAGAACAAAACGAUUGGAAAAUGGUUAAAAUAUAUUUUCUAAGAUGUAAAGAUAUACCCUAAAACAAUAAGACUGAGACCUAAAGGGUCUAAAUCUAUGUGAAUGUAUGACAUUUUAACCCUUUUUCCAGGUGGGAAGGGCAGACAUAUUGGUGGUGGGUGCAGGCAAGGCGGAGAUGGUGAAAGGCGAGUGGUUGAAGGAGGGUGCUGUGGUUAUUGACUGUGGCAUCAACCACAUCCCAGGUAUGUAUAACAACUAUUUUGUCAAUCACAACCCAAGGGCUACAUCAAGUCAAAUCAAAUUGUAUUUGUCACAUGCGCCGAAUACAACAGGUGUAGAACUUACAGUGAAAUGCUUACUUACAAGCCCUUAACCAAUAAUGCAGUUUUAAGAAAAAUAUGUGUUGAAAGUAAAAAAUAGAUACGUUAAAAAUAGAGCAGCAGUAAAAUAACAGUAGCGAGGCUACAUACAGGGGGUACCGGUACAGAGUCAAUGUGCAGGGGCACAGGUUAGUCGAGGUAAUUGAGGUAGUCUUGAAUAGCAUCCAGUGUCCUUACCGAUCAUUGGUGAUGAAGAACAGGAGAGGAGGAGAGGAAGCCAUUUAACACUAUUAGAACGAAGCAGAAGUCUCCUUUUAAAUUCUUCCUUGUCUGGUGCCAGUCUGUUUCUGCUUUAGCCAACUUGUCAUUAAUGCAACAAUGUGAUGAUGUUGAAUGUAGAAUGUCCAGUAGCCAGGCUACUGCUUGGGUUCUCAGUGACCAUCAACUUCAGCCUUUUGAACUUUGACCCUGACCAUUUGACCCCCACAGAUGACAGCAAAGCCAGUGGGACGCGGGUGGUGGGGGAUGUGCAUUACCCCUCUGCCAAGGAGAAGGCUGGGUUUAUUACCCCUGUGCCCGGGGGAGUGGGACCAAUGACCGUUGCUAUGCUCAUGGAGGUAGGCUGUCAUAAAUUCAAUUAUAUUACUUUUGAGUGUUUUUUUUUUUUUUCGGGCAAAAAAUAUAUAUUCAAUAUUGACGAAGUGCAUUCAAUUUACUUUCUCACAUGAACGUCAAACAGACUUAUUUUGGCUUUUUGCAUUUGUGUAGUUAUCAGUUUUGUUUUCAAAUAAUUUGUCUGAAACAAAUUUUGGCUAUAUUAUAAUGCACAGAAACUCAUUUUGAGCCACGGGGGACAAUUAACAUUCCUGAUUAAAUUGUUUUAAUUUCCUCUCUAAGAUAAAGAUACUAAAUUAAUACAAAAUAAUAGAUAGGACUUUUUCUUGUUCGUACAUAUUCUUGACAGUCUAUUUUAUAGGCAUUACCACAUAAAUAUCUUGGCUUUGACCCUGCCAUGGCUGCUUGCAGCUAUUCUUUUUUGUCAUGUUGCCAACAACACAGAAGUAAAUCUACAGUGAUGGAAAAAGUACCCAAUUGUCAUACAUGGGUAAAAGUAAAGAUACCUUAAUAGAAAAUUACUCAAGUAAAAGUGAAAGUCACCCAGUAAAAUACUACUUGAGUAAAAGUCUAAAAGUAUUUGGUUUGAAAUAUACUUAAGUAUCAAAAGUAAAAGUAAAAGUAUAAAUAUUUUCAAAUUCCUUAUAUUAAGCAUACCAGACGGCAUCAUUUUCUUGUUUUUAUUUAUAUACACGGAUAGCCAGGGGCACGCUCCUACACUCAGACAUAAUUUACAAACGAAUCAUGUGUUUAAUGAGUCCACCAGAUCAGAGGCUGUAUGGAUGACCAGGGAUGUUCUUUUGAUAAGUGUGUGAAUCAGACCAUUCUAUUGUACUGCUAAGCAUUUAAAAAUGUAAUGAGUACUUUUGGGUGUCAGGGAAAAUGUAUGGAGUAAAAAGUACAAAAACAUAAAUAGUAAAGUAAAGUACAGAAAACUAGUACUAAUUUCAAGUAUUUUUACUUAAGUACUUCACACCACCUUAAAUCUAUUAUUUGUUACUGUAAUUAAAAUGGAGGCCCUAGUUAUGCACUUACUGGCUACAUCCCAAAUGAAACCCUAUUCCCUAUAUGGGGCACUACUUUUGAAAAGAUCCCUAUGGAACCUGGUCAAAAGUAGUGCUCUAAAUAGUGAAUAAGGUGCCAUUUAGGACACAUUGUGUCUUUCUCCUUCAUUGCUUUUGAGGGCCCUUUUUCUCUGUGUAGUUUUAAAUGAGGAUGUUUAUGUUAUUAUGAUUUUACUUAACUGUUGAUCAUCAUUGGGGAUUUUUUUUUCUUAAAUAAAAUCAACAACUGUUAACUAUUUCAUCUCGUGUUGUCUUUCUUUGUCAUUUCUAGAACACUGUCCAGAGUGCAAAGCGCUUUCUCAAGACGUACCAGCCAGGAAAGUGGAACAUUUCCUAUGCCAAGCUAAAGCCACAGAAACCUCAACCCAGGUAUAGACUUGAUAUCCUUGCUACAUCUUCACACACUUUAGAGGACUUGCCACAGUUGUGCCUUUUACACUUAUCUCAUAUAGGUGACCCCGUGAUAAUCAGUAAAUUAAAUGAUGAAUCAAUCGAUCAGUCAGCCAAUAAUUUAGUCAGUCAUUCAUUUAGUCAGUCAACCAAUGCAGCCAAUACAGUUAUAUCUUUAUAUUGCCACUACAGUAUCAAUCAAAGGAAGCUCUCCACAUGCUGUAGCUAGUGUGACCUUUUUCAGUGACACCGCGAUCGCACACUCCUUCACGCCAAAGACAAUAGGCCGUCUGGCCAGGGAGGUUGGCCUCUUCUCAGAGGAGGUGGAGCUCUACGGGAUGACCCGAGCCAAAGUUCGUCUGGAGGUCAUGAACCGCCUCAAGGCACAGCCUGAUGGGAAAUAUUUGGUGGUCACAGGGUAAGGGUAGUAAAACUUGAAAGACUGGGCCCAAUGGGACAGUACCCAAUACUCUAGGUCACAUCACAUACCGAUAUGCAGUAUGUGUACCAAUUAACAUUGGCACAGAAAGGUCAUUAUGAGCCUGUAUGGGAUAUGCCCUGGCCUCUGUGUCCGGAAACGGCAAAUUCUGACAAAUGGCACAACAUCGUAUCUGUAAGGCCUUUGACUUCCUCCUUGCAGGAUCACGCCAACGCCACUGGGCGAGGGAAAGACAACCACCACUCUGGGGUUGGCACAGGCCCUAGGGGCACACUUUCAUGUCAACAGUUUUGCCUGUGUACGCCAACCCAGCCAGGGCUCAAACUUUGGGGUCAAAGGUGAGUUUUUUUAGACUAAACAUACUGCUUGGUGUUUCUGUCUUUUAACUUAUUUCACAACUGGAUGACCCAGUUGUUAAUUUGUUUUAAAAUAUAUAUAAAUCCAGCUAAUUUGUCCGACAAAUCACAAGAUUUUCUCUGACGAAUCAGACGAAUCACAAGAUAGCAUACACAGUUGUUGUUGUGUAGUCUCAUUCACAUUCACAAACCUUCCACAUAUUAAAAGCACAUAAUUUAUGGUAAACUUAAAGUGAACCAUGUGUUUCUCAAGUUGGUUUUCAGGCCGCAAAGUGUACUCUGUCAUAAACCAUUUAUAAUCGAUUUGUAAAUAGUUUGUUAAUCAUUUAUUAAUCAUUACUCCCACAUUUGUAAAGAUAAUUAUACACACAUGUUUAAACAAUUAUAAAAUGUACUUUGAUUAUGACUUCUAUGUAGGUGGUGCUGUUGGAGGUGGUUAUUCCCAAGUCUUUCCUAUGGAAGAGGUAUAGCACUUUCUAUUCCUCCCUUAGAUACAUCUAUGGUCACAUUUGAGUGCAGUCUUUCAAUUUGUUCUACCUCACUGAUUCCAGGUCAGUCUCCACCUCACCAGUGACACACAGGCUGUCAUGGCAGCCAGUAGCCUGGUGGUGGACACCAUCAAUGCACGUGUGUUAUCCGAGUCAACACAGUCAGAUAAGGUAAUAAAAAACAAUAUAACAUUAGUCCCAAUAUUAUUUGGUCUCUCCAUUUCAAAAUCCUAUUUCAACUGUUCUUUACUUUGUUUACUAGGAAAUGAUGUGGUAUGUGAGCUUUCUGUUACUUCCAAAACAAAACUUGGUAACUACAUGAUUUAAUAUUACAUGUAACAGUGCUCCUUCACAUUACUCACACAACAAACGUUUUAUUUUAUUUUAUUAUAAAAUCGUCUUCAGAAAGUAUUCACACCCCUUGACUUUUUACACGUUUUGUUAUGUUACAAAGUGGGAUUAAAAUUGAUUUAAUUGUCAUUUUUUGUCAAUGAUCCACACACAAUAAUCUGUAAUGUCAAAGUGGAAGAACAAUUAUAUGAUUUAAAACAAUUUUAUAAAAAUUACAACACUAAUAUAUCUUGAUUAGAUACAGUUGAUGUCAGAAGUUUACAUACACCUUAGCCAAAUGCAUUUAAACUGGAAAAAAAUUGUGUUUGACCAGAUACAAUGCUAUUUGACUGUAAACAAAUUGACAACAAACUUUCAGCAUGCUUAUAGAGAUGGCCAUUCAACAAGCACUUACACAAAUGACUGAUGAUUGGCUGAGAGAAAUUGAUGAUAAAAAGAUUAUGGGGGCUGUUUUGUUAGACUUCAGUGCGGCUUUUGACAUUAUCGAUCAUAGUCUGCUGCUGGAGAAACAUAUGUGUUAUGGCUUUCCACCCCUUCCUAUAAUGUGGAUAAAGAGUUACUUGUCUAACAGAACACAGAGGGUGUUCUUUAAUGGAAGCCUCUCAAACAUAAUCCAGGUAGAAUCAGGAAUUCCCAAGGGAAGCUGUCUAGGCCCCUUGCUUUUUUCCGUCUUUACUAACGACAUGCCACUGGCUUUGAGUAAAGCCAGUGUGUCUAUGUAUGCGGAUGACACAACAAUAUAGACGUCAGCUACUACAGCAACUGAAAUAACUGCAAUGCUUAACAAAGAGUUGCAGUUAGUUUCGGAAUGGGUGGCAAGGAAUAAGUUAGUCCUGAAUAUUUCCAAAACUAAAAGCAUUGUAUUUGGGUAAAAUCAUUCACUAAACCCUAAACCUCAACUACAUCUUGUAAGGAAUAAUGUGGAAAUUGAGCAAGUUGAGGAGACUAAACUGCUUGGAGUAACCCUGGAAUGUAGACUGUCAUGGUCAAAGCAUAUUGAUACUACAGUAGCUAAGAUGGGGAGAAGUACACUACCGUUCAAAAGUUUGGGGUCACUUAGAAAUGUCUUUAUUUUUGAAAUAAAAGCAUUUUUUUUGUUCAUUAAAAUAACAUCAAAUUGAUCAGAAAUACAGUGUAGACAUUGUUCAUGUUGUAAAUGGCUAUUGAGCUGGAAACGGCUGAUUUUUAAUGGAAUAUCUACCUAGGCGUACAGAGGCCCGUUAUCAGCAACCAUCAGUCCUGUGUUCCAGUCUCAACGUCAACAGUGAAGAGGCGACUCCAGGACGCUGACCUUCUAGUAAGAGUUGCAAGGAAAAAGCCAUAUCUCAGACUGGCCAAUAAAAAGAAAAGAUUAAGAUGGGCAGUCUGAGAUAUGGCUUUUCUUUGCAACUCUGCCUAGAAGGUCAGCAUCCCGGAGUCGCCUCUUCAAUGUUGACAUUGAGACUGGUGUUUUGCGGGUACUAUUUAACGAAGCUGCCAGUUGAGGACCUGUGAGGCGCCUGUUUCUCAAAGUAGACACUCUAAUGUAUUUGUCCUCUUGCUCAGUUGUGCACCGGGGCCUCCCACUCUUCUUUCUAUUCUGGUUAGAGCCAGUUUGCGCUGUUCUGUGAAGGGAGUAGUACACAGCGUUGUACGAGAUCUUCAGUUUCUUGGCAAUUUGUUGCAUGGAAUAGCCUUCAUUUCUCAGAACAAGAAUAGACUGACGAGUUUCACAAGAAAGUUAUUUGUUUCUGGCCAUUUUGAGCCUGUAAUCAAACCGACAAUUGCUGAUGCUCCAGAUACUCAACUAGUCUCAAGAAGGACUGUUUUAUUGCUUCUUUAAUCAGCACAACAGUUUAAUCCUAGUAAUCACCACUUUAUUUUAAGAAUGUGAAAUGUCAGAAUAAUAGUAUAGAGAAUUAUUUAUUUCAGCUUUUUUUUCUUUAAUCACAUUCCCAGUGGGGUCAGAAGUUUGCAUACACUCAAUUAGUAUUUGGUAACAUUGCCUUUAAAUUGUUUAACUUGGGUCAAACAUUUCAGGUAGCCUUCCACAAGCUUCCUACAAUAAGUUGGGUGAAUUUUGGCCCAUUCCUCCUGACAGAGCUGGUGUAACUGAGUCAGGUUUGUAGGCCUCCUUGCUCGCACACGCUUUUUCAGUUCUGCCCACACAUUUUCUGGAGGAUUGAGUUCAGGGCUUUGUGAUGGCCACUCCAAUACUUUGACUUUGUUGUCCUUAAGCCAUUUUGCCACAACUUUGGAAGUAUGCUUGGGGUCAUUGUCCAUUUGGAAGACCCAUUUGCGACCAAACAUUAACUUCCUGACUGAUGUCUUGAGACGUUGCUUCAAUAUAUCCACAUAACUUUCCUUCCUCAUGAUGUCAUCUGUUUUGUGAAGUGCACCAGUCCCUCCUGCAGCAAAGCACUCCCACAGCAUGAUGCUGCCACCCCCGUGCUUCACGGUUGGGAUGGUGUUGUUCUGCUUGCAAGCCACACCCUUUUUCCUCCAAAUAUAACAAUGGUCAUUAAGGCCAGACAGUUCUAUGUUUCUAUCAUCAGAUCAUAGGUCAUUUCUCCAAACAGUACGAUCUUUGUCCCCAUGUUCAGUUGCAAACCGUAGUCUGGCUUUUUUAUGUUGGUUUUGGAGCAGUGGCUUCUUCCUUGCUGAGCGGCCUUUCAGGUUAUGUCGAUAUAGGACUCGUUUUACUAUGGAUAUAGAUACUUUUGUACCUGUUUCCUCCAGCAUCUUCACAAGGUCCUUUGCUGUUGUUCUGGGAUUAAUUUACACUUUUUGCACCAAAUACGUUCAUCUCUAGGAGACAGAACACAUCUCCUUCCUGAGUGGUAUGACGGCUGCGUGGUCCCAUGGUGUUUAUACUUGCAUACUAUUGUUUGUACAAAUGCACAUGGUACCUUCAGGCGUUUGGAAAUUGCUCCCAAGGAUCAACCAGACUUUUUUCUGAGUUCUUGGCUGUUUCUUUUGAUUUUCCCAUGAUGUCAAGCAAAGAGGCACUGAGUUUGAAGGUAGGCCUUGAAAUACAUCCACAGGUACACCUCCAAUUGACUCAAAUGAUGUCAAUUAGCCUAUCAGAAGCUUCUAAAGCCAUGACAUUAUUUUCUGGAAUUUUUCAAGCUGUUUAAAGGCACAGUCAACUUAGUGUAUGUAAACUUCUGACCCACUGGAAUUGUGAUACAGUGAAUUAUAAGUGAAAUAAUCUGUCUGUAAACAAUUGUUGGAAAAAUUACUUGUGUCAUACACAAAGUAGAUGUCCUAACCAACUUGACAAAACUAUAGUUUGUUAACUAGACACUCCAACCUAAGUGUAUGUAAACUUCCGACUUCAACUGUGAGCAUUCAACCCCCUGAGUCAAUACUCGGCUCCCGAGUGGCGCAGCAGUCUAAGGCACUGCAUCUCAGUGCUUGAGCCGUCACUACAGACUUCUGGUUCGAUUCCAGGCUGUAUCACAACCGGCUGUGAUUGGGAGUCCCAUAGGGCUCACAAUUGUCCCACAGUUGGGCCAGCGACGUCCGUGUUUGGUUGUGUAGGCCGUCAUUGUAAAUGAGAAUUUCGUUCUUAACUGACUUGCCUUGUUAAAUAAAGGUAAAAUAAAUAAAUAAACAUGUUAGAAUCCCCUUUUGCAGUGAUUACAGCUGUGAGUGUUUUUGGGUAAGUCUCUAAGAGCUUUGCUUACCUGGAUUGUACAAUAUUUGCCCAUUAUUCUUAUCAAAACUCUUCAAGCUCUGUAAGUUGGUUGUUGAUCAUUGCUAGACAGCCAUUUUUAUGUCUUGCCAUAGAAUUUCAAGCCGAUUUAAGUCCAAACUUGAACUAGGACACUCAGGAACAUUCAAUGUCGUCUUGGUAAGCAACUCCAGUGUAUAUUUGUCCUUGUGUUAUUAUCCUGCUGAAAGGUGAAUUUGUCUCCCAGUGUCUGUUGGAAAGCAGACUGAACCAGGUUUUCCUCUAGGAUUUUCCUUGUGCUUAGCUCUAUUAUGUUUAUUUUUAUCCUAAAUAACUCCCUGCUCCUUGCAGAUGACAAGCAUACCUAUAACAUGAUGCAGCCACCACAAUGCUUGAAAAUACAGUGGGGGAAAAAAGUAUUUAGUCAUCCACCAAUUGUGCAAGUUCUCCCACUUAAAAUGAUGAGAGAGGCCUGUAAUUUUCAUCAUAGGUACACGUCAACUAUGACAGACAAAUUGAGAAAAAAAAAUCCAGAAAAUCACAUUGUGUCACGAUCGUUUAAGGAUGCGGACCAAGGCGCAGCGUGAUAAACGUACAUGUUUUAUUUUAGUACACCACACGAACAAAAAACAACAAACGAUACGUGAAGUCCUAGGUUAAUACACAAACCUUUCGGAUCAAGAUCCCACAAAACUAUAGUGCCAACAGGCUGCCUAAGUAUGUUCCCCAAUCAGAGACAACGAGCUACAGCUGUCUCUGAUUGGGAACCACACUGGCCAACAUAGAUAUAGAACGAUCUAGAACAGAAACCUAGAAAACAAAACAUAGAAAAUCCACACCCUGGCUCAACAUUUAAGAGUCCCCAGAGCCAGGGCGUGACACAUUGUAGGACUUUGAAUGAAUUUAUUUGCAAAUUAUGGUGGAAAAUAAGUAUUUGGUCACCUACAAACAAGCAAGAUUUCUGGCUCUCACAGACCUGUAACUUCUUCUUUAAGAGGCUCCUCUGUCCUCCACUCGUUACCUGUAUUAAUGGCACCUGUUUGAACUUGUUAUCAGUAUAAAAGACACCUGUCCACAACCUCAAACAGUCACACUCCAAACUCCACUAUGGCCAAGACCAAAGAGCUGUCAGAGGACACCAGAAACAAAAUUGUAGACCUGCACCAGUCUGGGAAGACUGAAUCUGCAAUAGGUAAGCAGCUUGGUUUGAAGAAAUCAACUGUAGGAGCAAUUAUUAGGAAAUGGAAGGCAUACAAGACCACUGAUAAUCUCCCUCGAUCUGGGGCUCCACGCAAGAUCUCACCCCGUGGGGUCAAAAUGAUCACAAGAACGGUGAGCAAAAAUCCCAGAACCACACGGGGGGACCUAGUGAAUGACCUGCAGAGAGCUGGGACCAAAGUAACAAAGCCUACCAUCAGUAACACACUACGCCGCCAGGGACUCAAAUCCUGCAGUGCCAGACGUGUCCCCCUGCUUAAGCCAGUACAUGUCCAGGCCCGUCUAAAGUUUGCUAGAGUGCAUUUGGAUGAUCCAGAAGAGGAUUGGGAGAAUGUCAUAUGGUCAAAAUAGAACUUUUUGGUAAAAACUCAACUCGUCGUGUUUGGAGGACAAAGAAUGCUGAGUUGCAUCCAAAGAACACCAUACCUACUGUGAAGCAUGGGGGUGGAAACAUCAUGCUUUGGGGCUGUUUUUCUGCAAAGGGACCAGGACGACUGAUCCGUGUAAAGGAAAGAAUGAAUGGGGCCAUGUAUCGUGAGAUUUUGAGUGAAAACCUCCUUCCAUCAGCAAGGGCAUUUAAGAUGAAACAUGGCUGGGUCUUUCAGCAUGACAAUUAUCCCAAACACACCGCCCGGGCAACGAAGGAGUGGCUUCGUAAGAAGCAUUUCAAGGUCCUGGAGUGGCCUAGCCAGUCUUCAGAUCUCAACCCCAUAGAAAAUCUUUGGAGGGAGUUGAAAGUCCGUGUUGCCCAGCGACAGCCCCAAAACAUCACUGCUCUAGAGGAGAUCUGCAUGGAGGAAUGGGCCACAAUACCAGCAACAGUGUGUGAAAACCUUUUAAAGACUUACAGAAAACGUUUGACCUGUGUCAUUGCCAACGAAGGGUAUAUAACAAAGUAUUGAGAAACUUUUGUUAUUGACCAAAUACUUAUUUUCCACCAUAAUUUGCAAAUAAAUUCAUUAAAAAUCCUACAAUGUGAUUUUCUGGAUUUUUUUUUCUCAUUUUGUCUGUCAUAGUUGACGUGUACCUAUGAUGAAAAUUACAGGCCUCUCUCAUCUUUUUAAGUGGGAGAACUUGCACAAUUGGUGGCUGACUAAAUACUUGUUUCCCCACUGUAUGAAGAGUGGUACUCAUGAAUGCGUUGUGUUGGAUUUGCCCCAAACAUAACGCUUUGUAUUCAGGACAAAAAGUUAAUGUCUUUGCCACAUUUUUUGCAUUAUUACUUUAGUGCCAUAUUGCAAACAGGAUCCAUGUUUUGGAAGAAUGUUACAGGCUUCCUUCUUUUCACUCUGUGAAUUAGGUUAGUAUUGUGGAAUAACUACAAUGUUGUUGAUUCAUCCUCAGUUUUCUCCUCUCAUUGGCCUCAUGGUGAAAUCUCUGAGCGGUUUCCUUCCUCUCCGGCAACUGAGUUAGGAAUUAUAUUGAUACACCAUCCAAAGUGUAAUUGAUAACGUCACCAUGAUCUAGAUACAGUGAGGGAAAAAAGUAUUUGAUCCCCUGCUGAUUUUGUACGUUUAACCAUUGACAAAGAAAUUAUCAGUCUAUAAUUUUAAUGGUAGGUUUAUUUGAACAGUGAGAGACAGAAUAACAACAAAAAAAUCCAGAAAACGCAUGUCAAAAAUGUUAUGAAUUGAUUUGCAUUUUAAUGAGGGAAAUAAGUAUUUUACCCCCUCUCAAUCUGAAAGAUUUCUGGCUCCCAGGUGUCUUUUAUACAGGUAACGAGCUGAGAUUAGGAGCACACUCUUAAAGGGAGUGCUCCUAAUCUCAGUUUGUUACCUGUAUAAAAGACACCUGUCCACAAAAAGCAAUCAAUUAAUCAGAUUCCAAACUCUCCACCAUGGCCAAGACCAAAGAGCUCUCCAAGGAUGUCAGGGACAAAAUUGUAGACCUACACAAGGCUGGAAUGGCCUACAAGACCAUCGCCAAGCAGCUUGGUGAGAAGGUGACAACAGUUGGUGCGAUUAUUCGCAAAUGGUAGAAACACAAAAUAACUGUCAAUCUCCCUCGGCCUUUGGCUCCAUGCAAGAUCUCACCUCGUGGAGUUGCAAUGAUCAUGAGAACGGUGAGGAAUCAGCCCAGAACUACACGGGAGGAUCUUGUCAAUGAUCUCAAGGCAGCUGGGACCAUAGUCACCAAGAAAACAAUUGGGAACACAUUACGCGUGAAUGACUGAAAUCCUGCAGCGCCCGUAAGGUCCCCCUGCUCAAGAAAACACAUAUACAGGGCCGUCUGAAGUUUGCCAAUGAACAUCUGAAUGAUUCAGAGGAGAACUGGGUGAAAGUGUUGUGGUCAGAUGAGACCAAAAUGGAUCUCUUUGGCAUCAACUCAACUCGCCGUGUUUGGAGGAGGAGGAAUGCUGCCUAUGACCCCAAGAACACCAUCCCCACCGUCAAACAUGGAGGUGGAAACAUUUCGCUUUGGGGGUGUUUUUCUGCUAAGGGGACAGGACAACUUCACUGCAUCAAAUGGACGUUGGACGGGGCGAUGUACCGUCAAAUCUUGGGUGAGAACCUCCUUCCCUCAGCCAGGGCAUUGAAAAUGGGUCGUGGAUGGGUAUUCCAGCAUGACAAUGACCCAAAACACACAGCCAAGGCAACAAAGGAGUGGCUCUAGAAGAAGCACAUUAAGGUCCUGGAGUGGCCUAGCCAGUCUCCAGACCUUAAUCCCAUAGAAAUUCUGUGGAGGGAGCUGAAGUUUCGAGUUGCCAAACAUCAGCCUCGAAACCUUAAUGACUUGGAGAAGAUCUGCAAAGAGGAGUGGGACAAAAUCCCUCCUGAGAUGUGUGCAAACCUGGAGGCCAACUACAAGAAACGUCUGACCUCUGUGAUUGCCAACAAGGGUUUUGCCACCAAGUACUAAGUCAUGUUUUACAGAGGGGUCAAAUAUUUAUUUCCCUCAUUAAAAUGCAAAUCAAUUUAUAACAUUUUUGACAUGCGUUUUUCUGGAUUUUUUUGUUGUUAUUCUGUCUCUCACUGUUCAAAUAAACCUACCAUUAAAAUUAUAGACUGAUCAUUUCUUUGUCAGUGGACAAACGUACAAAAUCAGCAGGGGAUCAAAUACUUUUUUCCCUCACUGUAUUCAGUCUGCUCUUAUUUAUUUUCACCAAUCUACCAAUAGGUGCCCUUCUUUGCGAGGCAUUGGAAAACCUCCCUGGUCUUUGUGGUUAAAUCUGUGCUUAAAAUUCACUUCUCGACUGAGGGACCUUAAAGAUAAUUGUAUGUGUGUAGUACAGAGAUGAGGUAGUCAUAAAAAAAUCAUGUUACCACUAAUAUUGCACACAGAGUGAGUCCAUGCAUCUUAUUAUGUGACUUGUUAAGCAAAUUGUUACUCCUGUACUUAUUUAGGCAUGUCAUAACAAAGGUGUUGAAUACUUAUUGACUCAAGACAUUUCAGCUUAAUUUUUUUAAUAAUUUGAAUAAAAUAAAAUCCCUUUUAUUAAUUUGUAAACAUUUCAAAAAACUAAAAUCCACUGACAUUAUUGGGUAUUGUAUUGUCUAGAUCAGUGACACGAAUUUCAAUUGAAUCCAUUUUAAAUUCAUGCUUCAACACAACAAAAUGUGGAAAAAGUCAAGGGGUGUGAAUACUUUCUAAAGGCACUUUAUAUACAAGAUGAGUAGCAGAUUGUAAAACAAAAACGUAUUGCAGAGAAACAACUAUAUGAGGAGGAAUGUCUUUGAAUGAAGUUUUGUGUAAUUCAUUACCCUGCCCGUAUAGGCUCUAUUUGAUGGGCUGGUGCCACUGAGGGAGGGUCACAGGAAGUUCUCCCUGUCCCAACUCAAUAGGCUGAAGGCAAGUGGAAUAUCUUCCUCUCUUUAUUGAUGUGGUUAUUACAAAGUAUUGUUUUAAAGCAGACAUCUCAAAGUAAAUUUUCCUAAGGGGCCAUUUCUGUAAAGACAAAUGUGACCGACCGCCUUGAUUCGGUCUUAUGUAGCAAAAUUUGAAAUUGUGUUUUUUACAUUGGAUAAAAGCGGAGACACAGAGCUACAAAAUGGUAUAUCAUACACUGCAUUUAAGGGAACAAUGGGAAAGUAAUUCUGCUUUGAAAGUCGAUAAACUUGUAAUUUCACUUUUGAGAAAAUGGCCUUACUGGUAAAAUGGUACCUACUGAAGAGCCCUUCUUUGUCUACACCCAUUCAGCAUCGUUCACUCCCUCUUAAGCUUUAGCCCCACCCAUCUCUUUCACUCUCGGAGCGUUCAAAGCGCAUACUUGAUGCUCUGGUCGAUGAUUAGGGUUGAUCCGAGCGUUCUGACCUCACAACGGCAGUCAAGCACCAAGAUAACUGGCUAACAUUGGCUAGCUUGCUAGAUACUUCCAGACACAAAAUUGUUAUUAUGGUUAAUUGUUUACCUCUGGAUAACAUGAAAAAAAAAUGGUCAGAGAACACCCCGCCCUAGCAGAGCUGGUUAGGCUAUUUUCAUGUUAUCCAGAGCGUUGGUGACUAACUGUGCUGCUGGCAACAAUUUGAUUAUGCUUUUUUGCCGACGUUUACUGACACCGGCCAUAUUCAACGAGUGUUGUGCGUUCGUAAAUUAAUCAGUUAUUCUGCGCUCUGGCAUACUCAGACUGAAUUUACAAAUGCACCCGAAAUGGUUACACGCAUAGUGGAGUCUUUUGUUAAGAUGUGUAUCUAGCUAGGUAAACAAUGAACCAUAAUCCCAACUCAUGACGUUACUACCCUGCAUGAAUUUGCAGGUAGCUAACCAACCGGGUUGAAGGUUAGCUAGCUAACAUUAGGCUCUAACUAGCCAAGCAAAACCAAGCUAAACAAUGAACCAUAAUCCCAACUCAAGACUUACUACCCUGCAUGAAUCUGCAGGUAGCUUCCAACCAGGUUCAAUGUUAGCAAGCAAAUGGCUCUGAGAUACGAAUAUUAAGAUCAUACACGUAACGCUAGCUAGCAUGCCAGCCAGCUAAUGUUAUCUAACUAGCUAACAGUACACUUUAAGUUGAAAUGAAACUACUUUCUGUCAAAAUUAGAAACAUGUAAUAUCUGAAAAUGUAUCUUACAUCUUACAAAUACAUCAUGCAUGAUGGACGCGUCUCCCUGUCACGGAUGCCAUGGUUGCCCUUAGGUUGAAGAUGUAUUCCGGAGACAGGUGUUUUCUCUAUUUAGCUAUCAUACUCUAAUUCCACUGAUUUCAAAACUUGAUCCUCCUGGCGUAGCAGUGCGGUCGUGUUCCCUUGUGUGUCCAUGUAAAUAGCCUGUUUUUUGUAUUUUUUUGUAUUUUACGUAUAUAUUUCCCUAUCACACUUUUCAUCCUUCUACUAAAUAUACUUUCCUGCAACCGCCUCACACAAUGUGGAACGGAUUCUAUUAUUUACUCACCUUUAUCUAGAAUCUCCAGUUGAAACUAGCCAGCCAGCUAACUAGCUACUUGCUAUUAGCCACCGUUAGCGUUUUUCUUCCAGAACAUCGGAUUUUCUGCCGGAAUAACUGAAUCACUGGACCUUAAUACCAGAUUGCAACUAGCUAGCUGCAACCGAAUGGAUGUCGAAUGGAUGUUGCUGUAGGCUAAUCACCACUGCCCCCGAAGCAAGCACCAGUUAGCCUUGAGCUAGCCUCUGUCUACCGGAUGGGAGUAGCCAGCUAACCAGCUAACUAGCUACUUGCUAUUAGCCACCGUUACACCAUUGUCCGUGGCCUGCACUACCUACCAGCCAGCUCUAGCCUGGACUAUUAUCGUCCAGUCUGCACUGUCUGCACAGCGCAUUAUCGAUCCAGAACAUAUCGGAUUUUCUGCCGGAAUCACUGCAUCACUGGACCUUUAACACUGGAUAAUCGCAACUAGCUAGCUGCAACCAAAUGAACGUUGUUGUUGGCUAAUCAGCCUUGAGCUAGCAUUGAGUCAGGCACAUAUCCCGGCUAUCUACCUCUCUGUCAACCGGACGGGACCUCCUAGAGUCAAUACACGGAGCCCCGCCGAUCCAUCACGACUGGUCUGCCGACGUAAUCGUCUGUGGUUUCAACAGGCUUCCCGUUGCGACGACCACGAAGAUCCAUCUGUUAGUCCCGGCCCGCUAGCACACGCAAACAACAGCUGUGCUUCCUGCUCGCUGUGCUGUAGCACCAAUUCGAACUGCUCUCGGACUCACAUAUUGCUGUUCACUGGACCUUAUGAUCACUCAGCUGCACAGCUGAUGCCUGCUGGACUGUUCCUUUACACGGUACCCUGUCCUGUUUAUCUGUUUAGCCUAAGCCCAAACUUUAUCGCCAUUACCACCUGUGAUUGCUUUAUGCCUCUCUCCCAUGUCAAUAUGCCUUGCCUAUUGUCACGAAUUCCGCCGAGACUGCUCCUCCUCCUUGUUCGGGCAGGCUUCGGCGUUCGUCGUCCCCGGAGUACUAGCUGCUACCGCUUGAUGUUCUCUAUGUUUGUUUGGUUUUGUCUUGUUGGUGCACCUGUGUCGUAUUAUGUAUUGAUUAUGUCACCUAUAAGUUUCCUUUGGUUUUGUUUGCAGUUGUGUGUCGUUGUACACCUGUCCGUUGGUGUAUGUGUAUCGUUUUCUUGUUGUUAGUGUUUUAUGCACCGUUUGCGUAAUCGCUCGCCUCCUGUGUUUUGAGGCCCGUAAUUUUGUAUUUGUCUUUGUGACAAUUAAAGUCGGUUCGACUAAGCUUCUGUGUCCUGCGCCUGACUCCAACAUCGCAUCCACAUCAGCCCUUGACAGAACGACACACCAUACAUGGAGUCAGCAGGAGCAGCGGCGGCGACCGAGUCGCUGGAGGAUCGGGUCAGCUGCCAGGACGCCCAGAUCCAGCAACUCGGCUCCGCCAUGCAGGAGGUAAUGAACACCCUGCGCCGAUGGGAAAGGGGAGGCGUGCCCUCACCUCCUCCUACAUUACCACCACCAUCGGCCAGCCCCACCAGACCAGCUCCGGAAUCCAGUGGGAUUCGGCUCUCGCUCCCGAGGGCGUAUGAUGGCACCGCAGCCGGGUGUCAGGGGUUCCUCCUUCAGGUGGAACUCUACCUGGCCACCAUACACCCGGCGCCCUCGGGAUAAGAGAUCGUUUCCGCCCUCAUCUCCUGUCUCUCCGGCAAGGCGUUGGAGUGGGCCAACGCCGAAUGGAGGGGAAUAGACGCCGCCACCAUUAGCUACGCUGAGUUCUCCCGCCGCUUCAGGGCUGUUUUCGAUCACCCUCCUGAGGGUAAAGCGGCGGGGGAGCGUCUGUUCCACCUCCGACAGGGGAAGAGGAGCGCACAGGAGUUCGCCCUGGAUUUCCGGACUCUAGCGGCGGAUGCGGGGUGGAAUGAGAGGGCCCUCAUUGACCACUCUCGUGUAGCCUGCGUGAGGACAUUCGUCGAGAGCUGUCCUGCAGGGACACCAAUCUGUCCUUCGACCAGCUAGUGGACAUGUCCAUCCGUCUGGAUACCCUGCUGGCCACCCGCGGACGUCCCGAGAUGGGGCCGUCCAUUCCAUCCUCCAGCACCUCCGAGCCGAGCCCUAUGGAGCUCGGGGGUGCUGGCGCUAGAGAGAGAAGGAGAGAGAACCCGAGGGGGGCCAUCCCCUGCACCAGCUGUGGCUGUGGAGGACACACUGCGGCUAGGUGCUGGGGAGGGUCUCCAGGGAAUCGGGGCAACAGGCCGCGCACUGGGGAGUCAUUUCAGGUGAGUAGGCGCCCCACUCACCCAGAGCUCUCUGUUGUUCACUUGUGUAUACCUGUGGUAUUUCCUCAGGUUGCAUCUCAUUCCCAGCAUAAGGCGCUAGUCGAUUCAGGCGCAGCUGGGAAUUUUUUUGAUCUGAAAUUUUGUUCUAAGUUAGGGAUUCCCCUCCUGCCCGUUGAUCAUUACGCGGAGCAUGUUUUUUCACAAAACUGGAUCUCAGGAGCGCUUAUAACUUGGUGCGCAUUAGGGAGGGAGACGAAUGGAAGACGGCAUUUAGUACCACCUCAGGUCAUUAUGAGUAUCUUGUCAUGCCAGACGGGUUAAUCAAUGCUCCUUCAGUCUUCCAAUCCUUUGUGGACGAGAUCUUCCGGGACCUGCAUGGGCAGGGAGUGGUAGUGUACAUUGACGACAUCCUAGUGUACUCUGCUACACGAGCAGAGCAUGUAGCCCUGGUGCGCCGAGUGUUGGGUAGGCUGUUGGAGCAUGACUUGUAUGUCAAGGCAGAGAAAUGUCUGUUUUUCCAGGAGUCCAUCUCCAUCUUGGGUCAUCGGUUGUCCGCGUCAGGGGUGAAGAUGGAGAUUGACCGUGUGUCAGCCGUGCGUAACUGGCAAACCCCAACCACUGUUAAAGAGGUGCAGCAGUUUUUGCCAAUAACUACCGGAGGUUUAUCCGGGGUUUUGGACAGGUGGCAGCUCCCAUUACUUCCCUGCUGAAGGGGGGACGGUGCGUUUGCAGUGGUCGGCUUAAGCGGACAGGACGUUCCAGGUAGAGGUGGACGCGUCAGAGGCCGGUAUUGGGGCAGUACUGUCACAACGCUCCGGCACGCCUCCUAAGCUCCGUCCCUGCGCUUUUUUUUCUAAAAAGCUCAGCCCGGUGGAACGUAAUUAUGACGUAGGGGACAGGGAGCUGUUAGCCGUGGUUCAAGCCCUAAAGGUGUGGAGGCAUUGGCUUGAGGGGGCUCAACACCCUUUUCUCAUUCUGACUGACCAUCGUAACCUGGAGUACAUCCGGGCAGCUAGGAGAUUGAACCCUCGUCAGGCUAGGUGGAACAUGUUUCUGACCCGGUUCAUUUUUAAGAUCACUUACAUCCCAGGGUCCCAGAACGGUAAGGCAGACACCCUGUCCCGGCGGUAUGACACAGAGGAGAGGUCCAUUGAGCCCACUCCCAUACUGCCGGAGUCUUGUCUGGUGGCACCGGUGGUAUGGGAGGUCGAUGCGGAAAUUGAGCGGGCGUUACGCACCGACCCUACUCCCCCAGAGUGUCCAGCGGGUCGGACGUACGUGCCGCUCGAGGUCCGUGAUCAUCUCAUUUAUUGGGCUCAUAUGUCACCCUCCUCUGGACAUCCAGGUAUUGGCCUGACAGUGCACUGCCUUAGUGUUAAGUACUGGUGGCCAACAUUGGCUAGGGACGUGAGGGUUUAUGUCUCCUCUUGCUCGGUGUGCGGCGCCCAGGGGGAAGUUACAACCCCUGCCCGUUCCACAACGGUCGUGGUUUCACCUCUCGGUGGACUUUGUCACGGACCUUCCCCCCUCUCAGGGGAAUACCACUAUUCUGGUCGUUGUGGAUCGGUUCUCUAAGGCAUGUCGUCUCAUUCCAAUGCCGGGUCUCCCUACUGCCCUACAGAACGCUGAGGCUUUGUUCACCCAUGUCUUCCAGCACUACGGGGUUCCCGAGGAUAUAGUGUCUGAUCGGGGUCCCCAAUUCACCUCUAGAGUCUGGAGGGCGUUCAUGGAACGCUUGGGGGUCUCGGUUAGCCUUACCUCGGGUUACCACCCUGAGAGUAAUGGGCAGGUGGAGAGAGUGAACCAGGAUGUGGGUAGGUUUCUGAGAUCCCUAUUGCCAGGGCCGGCUGGAGGAGUGGUCGGGGUAUAUCCCCUGGGCAGAGAUGGCACAGAACUCUCUGCGCCAUUCCUCUACUAACCUGACCCCUUUUCAGUGUGUGUUAGGGUAUCAGCCGGUUCUGGCACCAUGGCAUCAGAGCCAGAUCGAGGCUCCUGCGGUGGAUGAGUGGUUUCGGGGCUCGGAGGAGACGUGGAACGCUGCACACGUCCAUCUGCAGCGGGCCAUCCGCAGGCAGAAGGCGAGCGCCGAUCUCCACCGCAGUGAGGGUCCAGUAUACGCCCCUGGAGAUCGAGUCUGGCUCUCGACUCGAAACCUGCCCCUUUGCCUGCCCUGCCGGAAGCUUGGCCGGCAGUUUGUGGGGCCAUUUAAAGUCCUGAGGAGAUUGAACGAGGUGUGUUACAAGUUGCAACUGCCUAAUGACUAUCACAUUAACCCCUCGUUCCAUGUGUCUCUCCUCAGGCCGGUGGUAGCUGGUCCACUCCAGGAGAGUGAGAUAAGAGGGACCCCUCUGCCCCCACUGGACAUCGAGGGGGCUCCGGCGUACUCAGUCCGGUCCAUCGUGGAUUCGAGACGUCGGAUGGGGGGUCUACAAUAUCUCGUGGAGUGGGAGGGGUACGGUCCGGAGGAACGGUGCUGGGUGCCUAGGAGGGACAUUUUAGAUCCAUCCCUCCUGACUGAGUUCCACCGUUGUCAUCCUACGCGCCCUGCUCCACAUCCUCCUGGCCGUCCCCGAGGCCGGGGUCGGCGCACGGCUGGAGCCGCACGUCAAGGGGGGGGUACUGUCACGAAUUCCGCCAAGACUGCUCCUCCUCCUUGUUCGGGCAGGCUUCGGCAUUCGUCGUCCCCGGAGUACUAGCUGCUACCGCUUGAUGUUCUCUAUGUUUGUUUGUUUUUGUCUUGUUGGUGCACCUGUGUCGUAUUAUGUAUUGAUUAUGUCACCUAUAAGUUUCCUUUUGUUUUGUUUGCAGAUGUGUGUCGUUGUACGCCUGUCCGUUGGUGUAUGUGUAUCGUUUUCUUGUUGUUAGUGUUUUACGCACCGUUUGCGUAAUCGCUCUCCUCCUGUGUUUUGAGGCCCGUAAUUUUGUAUUUGUCUUUGUGACAAUUAAAGUCGGUUCGACUAAGCUUCUGUGUCCUGCGCCUGACUCCAACAUCGCACCACAUCAGCCCUUGACACCUAUUGCUGUUCCAGUUAGUUCUUAUUAUACAAUUUCACUGUAGAACCCCAAGUCCCUCUCAAACUGCCUCAAAUAGUUCAUUUUUUCCACCCCCCAUACACGCAGAGACUGGCUCAAUCGGUGCCUCCAGUGAUGCUAUAUUCUUUCAUUGUUUCCCAACGCUUAGGUUUACCUCUACUGUACUCAUAUCCUUCCAUAUCCUUGUCUGUACAUAAUGCCCUGAAUCUAUUCUACAACGCCCGGAAAUCUGCCCCCUUUAUUCUCUGUACCCAACGCACUAGAAGACCAGUUCUUAAAGCCUUUAGCUGUAUCCUUAUUCUAAUCCUCCUCUGUUCCUCUGGUGAUGUAGAGGCUAACCCAGGCCCUGCAGCCCCCAGUAUCACUCCUACUCCCCAGGAGCUAUCAUUUGUUGACUUCUGUAACCGUAAAAGCCUUGGUUUUCUGCACGUUAACAUCAGAAGCCUCCUUCCUAAAUUUGAGUUAUUCACUGCGUUAGCACACUACGCCAACCCUGAUGUUCUAGCAGUGUCUGCCACAUUUUUAUUGGCAGACUAAAUAGCCUUGGUUUCUCAAAUGACUGCCUCGCCUGGUUCACCAACUACUUCUCAAUGUGUCAAAUCGGAGGGCCUGUUGUCUGGACCUAAGGCAGUCUCUAUGGGGGUGCCACAGGGUUCAAUACUUGGGCCGACUCUUUUCUCCAUGUAUAUCAAUGAUGUCGCUCUUGCUGCUGGUGACUCUCAGAUCCACCUCUACACAGACGACACCAUUUUGUAUACAUCUGGCCCUUCAUUGAACACUGUGUUAACAAACCUCCAAAUGAGCUUCAAUGCCAUACAACACUCCUUCCGUAGCCUCCAACUGCUCUUAAACACUAGUAAAACUAAAUGCAUGCUGGCACCCGCCCACACGACUAGAAUCACUACUCUCGACGGGUCUGACUUAGAGUAUGUGGACAACUACAAAUACCUAGGUGUCUGGUUAAAAAAAACAAAAAAAACAUUGUAAAGUGGUUAUCCCACUGGCUAUAAGGUGAAUGCACCUAUUUGUAAGUCGCUCUGGAUAAGAGCGUCUGCUAAAUGACGUAAAUGUAAAUGUAAUGGUUAGACUGUAAACUCUCCUUCCAGACUCACAUUAAGCAUCUCCAAUCCAAAGUUAAAUCUAGAAUCGGCUUCCUAUUUUGCAACAAAGCCUCCUUCACUCAUGCUGCCAAACAUGCCAUCGUAAAACUGACUAUCCUACCGAUCCUUGACUUCGGCGAUGUCAUUUACAAAACAGCCUCCAACACUUUACUCAGCAAAUUGGAUGUAGUCUAUCACAGUGCCAUCCAUUUUGUCACCAAAGCCCCAUAUACUACCCACCACUGUGACCUGUACGCUCUUGUUGGCUGGUCCUCACUACAUAUUCGUCGCCAAACCCACUGGCUCCAGGCCAUCUAUAAAUCCCUGCCUUAUCUUAGCUCAUUGGUCACCAUAGCAACACCCACCCGUAGUAUGCGCUCCAGCAGGUAUAUCUCACUGGUCAUCCCCAAAGCCAACACCUCCUUUGGCCGCCAUUCCUUCCAGUUCUCUGCUUCCAAUGACUGGAACGAAUUGCAAAAAUCUCUGAAGCUGGAGACUCUUAUCUCCCUCACUAACUUUAAGCAUUGCAAGUUGUCAGAGCACCUUACCAAUCACUGCACCUGUACACAGCCCAUCUGAAAUUAGCCCACCCAACUACCUCAUCCCCAUAUUGUUAUUUAUUUUGCUCAUUUGCACGCCAGUAUCUCUAUUUGCACAUCAUCUCUUGCACAUCUAUCAUUCCAGUGUUAAUACUAAUUGUAUUUAUUUUGCACUAUGGCCUAUUUAUUGCCUUACCUCCAUAACUUGCUACAUUUGCACACACUGUAUAUAUAUUUUCUGUUGUAUUUUUGACUUUAUGUUUUGUUUUACCCCAUAUGUAACUCUGUGUUGUUGUGGAGAGCAACACGUAUGCAGCUCCACUACACAAUACGUUUAAAAAAAAGCGCGUUAAACAGGAUUACCUACACAUACUGACCAGCUCAAAUAGACAGAAGCGUGCUAUAUGGCAGACCAAUCCAAACUCCUCUCUCGGCAUUUCCAGCCCACUCAUUAUAUCAGCCAAUCAUGGCUAGUGAGAAGGUUGCUGUCUUUUUCUAUGGUUUAACCAACUAGGCUCGUAAUUUAACAAUUUUAUUCAUAUUUACAGAUGGAAUACAAGUUUGUUAUUAAGGCACAUGUAAGUUCACAUGUUCCAGAAGGCAUUUUUUAAAAGUUUACGUUCAAAUGGCUCUCCUGUGAAGUAGUGACCCGCGACAUAUGCCUAGUUUCCUGAAUCGAGUCACAAAUACUGUAAGUGCCUUACAGAAAAUGUCAAAGGGGUAGACCAUUGUCGAAAAAACCACAAAGGAAUAGUGAAUGUACAAAUUCAUGUAAAGAGUUAGCAAUUGCCGUGUUUCCAAGAUAGAAAUUGGGAAUUAAUAGCUUUCUUAAUAAAAGGAGUAUAGGGUUUAAUUCAAAUAGCAGCCCUCAAAUGGGCCAUGGGGGGAAUGUUGGACACAUGUUUUAGGGCUCAUUCUUUUUUAUGUUGGGGGGGGGGGGGGGGGGGUCUUGUCGUUCUUGCAGCUGAUUGUUUUCCUUGUAAUGUGUUUGUAGAGACUGGGUAUAGAGAAACCAGAAACCCUGAAACCAGAGGAGAUAUACCAAUUUAUCCGUUUGGACAUUGACCCGGAGACCAAGACGGUAUGUCACUUAUCAUGAGGUGUAGCCUGGUUCCAGAUCUGUUUGUAUUGUCUUGCCAACUCCUAUUGUUUGGUAAUUGGCGUGACAAUGAUGAUAGGAGUUGACAAGAACGCACAAACAGAUCUAGGACCAGGCUACAUGAGGAGUACAAAUGAUUCCCUCAUGAACAUCCGUUCACAAGUAUUCUUCCAUCAGCGACUGUAUACAGUUACAUUUUUUAUGUAACACACAGAGAUACUGAAUGUCCCUUGAAACAACUGUGAAUGAGAAUGAUUGACAAAACAUCAAUGGAGUUGGAGGUAACCUUACCUCUCUGCAGACCUACUGGUCAGUAGGUACCGUUGAAGAUGGAAGUUUACAUACACCUAUGCCAAAUACAUUUAAACUCAGUUUUUCCACAAUUCUUGACACUUAAUCCUAGUAAAAAUUCCCUGUUUUAGGUCAGUUAGGAUCACCACUUUAUUUUAAGAAUGUGAAAUGUCAGAAGAAUAGUAGAGAGAAUGAUUUAUUUAAGCUUUUAUUUCUUUCAUCACAUUCCCAGUGGGUCAGAAGUUUACAUACACUCAAUUAGUAUUUGGUAGCAUUGCCUUUAAAUUGUUUAACUUGGGUCAAACGAUUCGUGUAGCCUUCCACAAGCUUCCCAUAAUAAGUUGGGUGAAUUUUGGCCCAUUCCUCCUGACAGAGUCAGGUUUGUAGGCCUCCUUGCUCGCACACGCUUUUUCACUUCUGCUCACACAUUUUCUAUAGGAUUGAGGUCAGGGCUUUGUGAUGGCCACUCCAAUACCUUGACUUUGUUGUCCUUAAGCCAUUUUGCCACAACUUUGGAAGUAUGCUUGGGGUCAUUGUCCAUUUGGAAGACUCAUUUGCGACCAACCUUUAACUUCCUGACUGAUGUCUUGAGAUGUUGCUUCAAUAUAUCCACAUAAAUUUUCUUUCCUCAUGAUGCCAUCUGUUUUGUGAAGUGCACCAGUCCCUCCUGCAGCAAAGCACCCCCACAGCAUGAUGCUGCCACCCCCGUGCUUCACGGUUGGGAAGGUGUUGUUCGGCUUGCAAGCAACCCCCUUUUUCCUCCAAACAUAACGAUGGUCAUUAUGGCCAAACAGUUCUAUUUUUCUUUAAAUCAGAUCAGAGGACAUUUCAUCAAAAAGUACGAUCUUUGUCCCCAUGUGCAGUUGCAAACCGUAGUCUGGCUUUUUUAUGUUGGUUUAGGAGCAGUGGCUUCUUCCUUGCUGAGCUGCCUUUCAGGUUAUGUCGAUAUAGGACUCGUUUUACUGUGGAUAUAGAUACUUUUGUACCUGUUUAUUCCAGCAUCUUCACAAGGUCCUUUGCUGUUGUUCUGGGAUUGAUUUGCUCUUUUCGCACCAAAGUACGUUAAUCUCUAGGAGGCAGAACGCGUCUCCUUCCUGAGAAGUAUGAUGGCUGCGUGGUCCCAUGGUGUUUAUACUUGCGUACUAUUGUUUGUACAGAUGAACGUGGUACCUUCAGGCGUUUGGAAAUUGCUCCCAAGGAUGAACCAGACUUGGGGAGGUCUACAAUUAUUUUUCUGAGGUCUUGGCUGAUUUCUUUUGAUUUUCACAUGAUAUCAAGCAAAGAGGCACUGAGUUUGAAGGUAGGCCUUGAAAUGCAUCCACAGGUACACCUCAAAUUAUGUCAAUUAGCCUAUCAGAAGCUUCUAAAGCCAUGACAUGAUUUUCUGGAAUUUUCCAAGCUGUUUAAAGGCACAGUCAACUUAGUGUAUGUAAACUUCUGACCCACUGGAAUUGUGAUACAGUGAAUUAUAAGUUAAAUAAUCUAUCUUUAAACAAUUGUUGGAAAAAUUACUUGUGUCAUGCACAAAGUAGAUGUCCUAACCGACUUGCCAAAACUAUAUUUUGUUAACAAGACAUUUGUGGAGUGGUUGAAAAACGAGUUUUAAUGACUCCAACCUAAGUGUAUGUAAACCUCUGACUUCAACUGUAUAUUUUUAAGGUUAUAUCUAAUAAACUCCUUCCAAACAGCUGAGUGGGUCUGUGGCCAGUGAGAUGAUGGCGGUGUUGGCCCUCAGUACCAGUCUGGGGGACAUGACGCGUCGUCUGGCCAGGAUGGUGGUGGCCUACAGCCGCAAGGGGAAUCCCAUCACAACAGAGGACCUGGUCAGUGUGUGUGUGUGUGUGUGUGUGUGUGUGUGUGUGUGUGUGUGUGUGUGCGUGCGUCUGUGCAUGUGUAUUUAAAAAGAAGCGAGAGAGAGAGCACUUUUUUGCCAAUUACGAUAUGCGUUAGCAAGUGUGCAAAUAAUGGUUUGUGGACGAACGUGUGUCCACUUACUGCUCUUUUCUAUAUAAUUUCCAAUCAUGGUGUGCAACCAGAGCGAGUGCUAUUCUUAUUGUAUCUGAGUGAUUUGAAUAACAUGUUAUUAGAGUCUCUUGCUGUGUUUGCCCCACAGAGUAUUAGUGGAGUGUUGGCCACGUUGAUGAGAGAUGCUGUGAAGCCCAGUCUAAUGCAGACCAUGGAGG